UAUCCACAACCAAAAUUAUUAACUAGAUAACUUUUCAAACAGGGUGGUUUGCUUGGGGAAUUGCGACAGCUCAGUGAGAGAUAAUCGCUUUGAAGUGCACGAUGUCAUCAUGAUCUUUAUCCACGAGUCAUAUCUAUCAAGCAGCCAUCAAAAUGAUAUUGGUUUGCUGAGGUUGCCAACGAAUGUGGAGUAUAAGUCGUAUAUAAAACCGAUAUGCAUUGUGGUGAAUCCCCAAGAGAUUUGGUCUAAAUCCCAUAUCAACAGCUUUCUGUUUGGCCAAAGCUUCAAACAAAAAUCUUAUAAAUUUCAAUGUUCCGGGGUACCUUGUAAGUCCGUUGGGAACCCCUUGACCAUAAUGUCCGAGACGAAGAAUGUUAUCCAACAUGGAAUCCUAAGCUAUCGUAAUGCCACCACCUGUGGCUUGGUUUAUACCAAUGUCAUGGCACAUGUCGAAUGGAUUACAUCACGAGCUCUAGAUGCCGAUAUUAAUUAUUGACAAAUGAUUCGCCAUUUAAUAGAAAUAUUAAGUAAAACCUUUAAUACCGUCUUUAAUGAUGUUCAGACGGACUAAACACCUUGAUUUUUAGUUAUGUUGCUCAAUUACCAGUUUUAAGUCGAAUCUGGUUUUAGCUAGAUUUCCUAUUACAUUCGACUAUAUGUUAAGAUUCCCCAAUCUGCAUUUUAUAGAAAAUAUUUUAAAUGUUUCGAUAAAGAAGAGACUAAAAAGAAGAGAGUACCAAGAUCUGUAGAAGCGAUUAUUCAUCGAUAUCCCCUCUCUGCCGGCCGCUUAUCAGUUUCAGUUUAUCACUGUUCUAGUUUUCAUUCAUAAAGAUUUGCUCCUCCAAAUGAAAAUAAAGAAGAAAAUACUAAAUAGAAAAGUGAUCUAGCAUUGCUUUGUGUGUUUUGCCUAAUAUUUAUUGUUUUAAAGGUUUAUUUAAAUAUUUAGUUUGUCAAAAUGCAAGUCAAACUCCGCGGGUGAAUUGAGAAUAUGUAUGCGCAUCUAUAAAUACAUAUAUAUAUAUAUAUAUAUUCAACUGUAUAUAAAAACAUAUGAGAAAUACACUCGGAGAAAAUGUUAGUGACUUCGAAAUGCAAGGUUUUG
Drosophila eugracilis is the source of this 1102-nucleotide messenger RNA. RefSeq lists its product as uncharacterized. Gene Ontology annotation, biological process: proteolysis. Gene Ontology annotation, molecular function: serine-type endopeptidase activity. The record is from RefSeq and is a predicted model, not a curated record. Lineage: Eukaryota; Metazoa; Arthropoda; Insecta; Diptera; Drosophilidae. The coding region runs from base 110 to 496 and encodes 128 amino acids. The transcript has a single exon.